GGGCGGCUUGGUUGAGGGUCCAAAAGUGCUCGACUGGAAUGUGCCGGCAACUCCCGGAAACGGCAUGGGCAGGUACUUAGUAACCUGCCGCUAAGGGACCUCAUGGCGUUGCGAAUUUCUUUCAUCGGAGCAAGUGUUACGUCCAGAUCCGGGGAGCGGGCUAACAAGGUGGUGCUGCUAUCUAUCUUGAGUGUCGACUCCCAAUCUCCGUCCCGUGGUUGGCACAUGACUGGCGUUGGGCGCGGUCAUCAGUUGCAUCUUUUUUGCCAAGGUCAAGAUCAGGAAGGGAGGGAGGUUCGAUACGCCCUAGAAUCCCAGGGAUGGAGGCUGAGAAGAACCAGGAUUUGUGGUAUUAUUAUGAUUUUUUGACCCUUCCCGCUACCAUGUAUGCAAGCCAAGCAAGCCAUGGAAGCCAAGUUUGCAUCCCAGAUCUGGCAUCCAGGGGAGUUAGUAUGCAUGCCAUAAACUACGGUGUAGAUGAUGUGUGUAGAGGUAGGUAGGUGGGUUGG
Molecule: messenger RNA, 509 nt
Organism: Neurospora tetraspora
Lineage: Eukaryota; Fungi; Ascomycota; Sordariomycetes; Sordariales; Sordariaceae
Exons: 1
Coding region: 103-369 (88 amino acids)
Source: RefSeq, a predicted model, not a curated record